Messenger RNA from Labeo rohita (rohu), 843 nucleotides. RefSeq lists its product as uncharacterized. Bases 58 to 843 code for a protein of 261 amino acids. The transcript has 6 exons. The record is from RefSeq and is a predicted model, not a curated record. Lineage: Eukaryota; Metazoa; Chordata; Actinopteri; Cypriniformes; Cyprinidae.
AUACUAAACGAUUAAAAUCUAAUUUAACCAACUGCUUUAGCUAUAUGGCUAAAAGAAAUGUGGAGCACGAGCUAUCUGUCACCACCAACUGAAACGGAGGAUUUUGACCAGUUCCCGCCUUUAGCAAAGCGAUCAAAGGAAGUGACUCGUUACACUGAGGAGACUGUGUUACCUGUGCAGCCUCGAUACGACGAGAUUUUCUGGGGGAAAGAUGUGCCAUUACCAUGUGAGGAGUCCUUCACAUGUGACCCCUUUCUUACCGUAGCUCUGUACUCCACUCCAGCUGGGAUGCUGAGCGGUCAUAAGAGAGCGAGAGCAGGCCUGACUCACGAGAAGCUGCCGCAUCCUUCACAGCUGAUGGGCAGGAGGAGGAGAGAUCACAGACUACAGAAACACACUCCAAAAGUUCUGGAACAUUUAGGAGAACUCAGGAUGAAACAGCGCUACAUCAAUGAGUUGAAGGGGGACAGAUGGCGGGGUGCCUCAGCUGUGGCCAGCAGCGGCGGCUCAGAAGAGCUACCUGAGGCCGGGGAUGAGCAGCUAUUCGGUGCGACAGCUGGUGUUAACAUCAGUCCUAUGCUAAUGGACCUUGAUGAGACCAUGACAAUGCCUCACGAAGCUGCUCCCACACCGACUCAUCGGUUCUCAUUUACAGGACAUGAGCAGUUUCUUGACCUCACUCCAGUAGGGAACCCAAUGAAGGCGUUUGUUUCGGGAACAGCCCGCAGAUCGCUCUUGAUGGCUGAUGAAGAGACGGCUGAUGAAUUUUGGGCCGCAGAGAAUUCGGAGACAUCUGAUGGCAUCCUCAAGAGCGACGAAGACCAGAUGUCCCUUUUUUACUAG